AUGGUUGAUGGCGCAGAAUAUGAUACACGUGAAGGCGCUGGUGAAUCCGGAAAAUCGACAAUUCUUAAACAAAUGAAACUUAUUCAUGACGGAGGAUAUUCUCCGGAAGAAAAGGAAUCUUUUAAAGAAAUUAUCUUUUCCAAUACAGUACAAUCCAUGAAAGUUAUUGUGAAAGCAAUGGAUACUAUGGGAAUACAUUAUAAAGUUGAAAUGAAUCAAAAAUAUGCUACUACCAUCUCGAGUUUACCAGAUCAAAUUGAGGGAGAUCAUUUGCCUCAAGAGAUAGCUAUAGCUAUUAAAUCUUUAUGGGCUGAUCAGGGUAUUCAAGAAGCCUUUAGCCGUUCGCGAGAAUACCAAUUGAAUGAUUCUGCACAAUACUAUUUCGAUACAAUUGAUAGUAUUGCUAAACUGGAUUACCUUCCAUCCGAUCAAGAUGUAUUGAGAUCCCGUGUAAAGACAACUGGUAUUACAGAAACCACAUUCUUGAUUGGGGAUCUCACUUACCGUAUGUUUGAUGUUGGUGGACAACGUUCUGAACGUAAGAAAUGGAUUCAUUGUUUUGAAAAUGUCACAGCCAUCGUAUUCUUAGUAGCUAUUUCUGAAUAUGAUCAGUUGCUAUUGGAAGAUGAGACAGUGAAUCGUAUGCAAGAAGCUUUGACAUUAUUUGAUUCGAUUUGCAAUUCAAGGUGGUUCGUUAGAACGUCAAUUAUUUUGUUUUUAAACAAAAUUGAUAGGUUUAAAGAAAAGUUACCGAUCUCACCAAUGUGUAAUUACUUCCCGGAUUAUGAUGGUGGAGAGAAUUAUGAUGCUGCUUGUGAUUAUAUACUUAAUCGUUUCGUAUCAUUAAAUCAAUCAGAUGUUAAACAAAUUUAUACACAUUUUACAUGUGCUACUGAUACACACCAAAUUAGAUUUGUCAUGGCUGCUGUUAAUGACAUCAUUAUUCAAAAUAAUUUACGCGAAGUUGGUUUACUAUAA
Funneliformis caledonium is the source of this 978-nucleotide messenger RNA. Lineage: Eukaryota; Fungi; Glomeromycota; Glomeromycetes; Glomerales; Glomeraceae. The record is from the annotation of a GenBank genome assembly.